AUGAACCUGUUUGACGGUCGGUCUCGUGGUUUCUCCUCAGACUCCAGCGGCGCUGUUGUCCCGGUUGCUCAGACCGAUGGGUCGUGCGGGGUCAAACUGGACCCGCAGAAGAACCAGAGUCUGGUGCUGUACAGCACCUAUGACAGCUGCUACGCACACUUGGAGGGAUCCCAAGUGGUGGUUCCCCUGCAGGUGCAGCUCCAGGACAACUCUCGCUGGUUCAGGGUGAACAUCAGCUGCCCCCGCACCCGGAGGUCUACAAUGAGAUCCAGACCACUACCCAUACGCACCUCUGGGGAGUGCACCAUCCAAAAGGCCCUGAGACUAGAAUGUGGUCACCCCCAGAUCUCCAGCACUUCCUGCAAUAAACUGGGCUGCUGUUUCGACUCGGACUCCUCCUCGUGCUACUACAGGCUCAACGCCUGCUCCCCAGACGGACACAUUGUGUUCUCCCUCCGUUCGGAUGAGACUCAACCCCCUGUGGACCUCAAGAGUCUCAGCGUGAAGAAUGAACCCGACUGCAUCCCUGCGAUCAUAGCCGCUGACACGGCGGUUUUUAAGGUUCAAGUCAUGGACUGCGGAGUCCAGAUGAAGGUGAGCGGGGACGUAGUGAGCUAUAGCGUGGAGGUGGAGGAGCAGCUGGGUGACAACGACUAUGAAGACACUCCGUUUAGUGUGCGUGUCCAGUGCGAGUACGAGACCACGGAGCUGAUGCGAGCAGCAGACCUGCGGUCCUUUCAGACAGUGACCAACCCCCCACCAGCAGUCGCUCUGGGGAACAUCCGGGUGCAGAUGAGACUGGCCACGGAUUCCACGUUCACGUCCUUCCACCCUGAAGACCAGCUCCCCCUGGCUCUGCCGCUGCGUGAGCCGGCGUAUGUGGAGGUCUCGAUCGCCCAGCCGUCCCUGGACCCCUCUCUGUCCUUGCACGUGCGGAACUGUUUCGCCUACCCGGUGUCCCGACACUCCAUCUGGACACUGCUCUAUGAUGGAUGUCCCAACCCUUUGGACGACAUGAGGAGCUCUGUGCCGGUGGACCACCUGGGCCAGACCUCCUCCCACUCACAAGUCCGCAGGUUUGACGUGAAAACGUUUGCCUUUCUGGACCCGGAAGGAGGUCACCCGCGUGCAGAGACGAUGUUCUUCUACUGCUGGGUCCAGAUCUGCAGCCAGGACAUGGACUGCUCCCAGGACUGCUCCAUCGUCUCUGCUGAUGGUGAGCGACGGAGGAGAGCGACCUUGUCUCAGUCCAACCUGACCCAGUGGGUCUCCUUCGGACCUCUGCUGCCGACCCAGGACGAUCAGGAGCAGGAGUCCUGCUCACACGCUCAGAACUCCGUGUUCCAGGUGAUGCUCUACGCCGUCUCUGCAGUUGGGACUGUCUUGGUGCUGAUCAUGAUGCUCUUGGUGUUCUGGACCCGGAUUAGAUGGUGCAAGGUGGGGUCACAGCCGGACCCUCUGGAGGGCGGGGGGGAUUGUAAAUAA
Synchiropus splendidus (mandarinfish) is the source of this 1485-nucleotide messenger RNA. RefSeq names its product zona pellucida sperm-binding protein 4-like. The coding region runs from base 1 to 1485 and encodes 494 amino acids. The record is from RefSeq and is a predicted model, not a curated record. NCBI's taxonomy places the organism in Eukaryota, Metazoa, Chordata, Actinopteri, Syngnathiformes, Callionymidae. Gene Ontology annotation, molecular function: structural constituent of egg coat; acrosin binding. Gene Ontology annotation, cellular component: egg coat. Gene Ontology annotation, biological process: binding of sperm to zona pellucida; prevention of polyspermy. The transcript has 11 exons.